Messenger RNA from Aspergillus calidoustus, 2067 nucleotides. Lineage: Eukaryota; Fungi; Ascomycota; Eurotiomycetes; Eurotiales; Aspergillaceae. The record is from the annotation of a GenBank genome assembly.
AUGGAGCCUCCAGAAACGCCCGCGCCCAUCUUCGCGCUCCGCGCUUUUCAGAGCGCAUUAUUUGGGACGCCAAAGGCCGGCGAUGAAGAUAUCACGAACUCUAACCUAAAACCGAAUCAAGGGACACGUACUAGUCAGAUUAGUACCAGUAUUAUUACCCAGAAGCCCGCCGAGCAGAAGGAAAAUUCUGCAACUAUCAAUAAGCCAGAACCCGAUCCAAGCUCCACCGCGAUGUCUCCGACAAAGAGCAUCCUUAUGACCCCGGGCACUGCGUCAAACCGUCGCAAAACUGUCUCCUUUGGAGAAGGCGUUGUCGACAACGAGCGCAAGCGCGACGACGCCUCCAACAGAUGGGUGAAAACGCCAGUCAUGGCAUCAGGCAACAUUAGCAGCCAGUGGACAUCGUCCUCAUUGGAAGGCAAGCGAAGCAGACUGACUCAAGCUUUGAUGGACUCGCGAGAGAAACCAUCUAGAGCGCCUGAAAAGCCUGCACAAAAGUCCAGUCAACCUGGUUCGUCGGAAACGGGUUCGAAGCCAGCACAUACACCCACACAAGGGGGCGACGAAGAAGAUACGAUCAACAUGAACGAACCACGGUCUCGCUCCGGGCAAUACUGGAAGACGGAAUUUGACAGCUACAGAGCGAAGACCGCUCUAGAAAUUAAGAGACUGAUUCAGUAUCGCUCGGCGGCCAAACAAUAUGCCAAGAUGAAAGACGACGAGGCAUACCGCUUGGCUACGAAGUUGAAGGAAGAAGAGCUCAAAGUGGAGGAUAUGGAGCGCCAGGUAAUGCAGCUCGCGUCCACAAUGGUAGCCCAAGACACAGGUGCCGACGAUCGUCAACUCGUCCGCGAUCUUACAAAGCAGACCACUCUCGCGUUAGAGUGGAGACACAAGGCCAACCUGCUGCGUGAGGCACUGGAAAAGCACGGCAUCGUUGGCAAUGAAGUCGACGAAGUCGCAGGGCAAUCAGAGGCGGUUGUUUCGUCAAAAGAGGAAUCAGAGGCGCUGACUGAGACUCAGCAUGCGCUGGAUCAAGCAAACGCUAAAAUUGAGGAGAUGAAACAACAACAACCGGACUUUGAGAAACUCCGAGGUCUUGUCCUCAGCUCUGAGCAAAAAGCGUCAGAGCUUGAGAAAGAAAACGCCAUGCUCAAGCAUACGUUAGCCCGCGUCAAACAGGAAACAUCCAAGUAUGAGGAUCGACGCAAGGAGAGGGAAGCAAAGUUGAAGCAACGGGAGACCAAGCUAGAGACAAGGAUUCGAGAGUACCGCGAACGCCUGAAGACAACCACACAACACCACCGUGAGCAGGAAGAGGCCAUGAAGGCAUCCUUCGAUAAUGAACGCCGCUCUCUCCGGGAGCAGAACGACGCGCUCAGAACAAGAGUACGAGCCCUAGAAUAUGCAGCUCGCCAAACGCUGUCGGGUGACUCUAAACAGCAAAAGGGAAAGGUCGUAUACGACUCGGGUCCCGUCAGUCCUCAGAAGGAACACUUUGACGAGACAGGGGAAACAGACUUGCCACUCAGUCCCAGCCCGCGCGGCCCUCGCAUGAUCGGUGAGCUAGCAGACGAGGAUGCAAAGAGGGCCAUGGGCAUCAAGGAUAUAGAUGAGAGGAUCUAUAACCUACCGAUAUCGCCUCUAAAAGGAUAUAAGGGUCCUUAUCGCGACCUGACCGAUCUUCUCUUACCAUCUUCGCCCCCGGUAAAUCCGUCAAUUGAAACCAAUGCCUUGCCCAGCGCAGACAACCGACGCGCCCAUGCAACCGCAUCUCUCCCCAGCCGUCGACUCCAUUUGGAGAGCGGUUCCGUCAGCCUCCGUCCAGAUCGUCUCUACCGUGCCCGGCCCUCAGCUACGAAGUACAGCCUCGCCGCAUUAUCUUCCAACAUCCAGCAACAUGAUCGUGCAACAAAGAGGCACACCCUACCUGCCUCCCAGCGCGAUCCAGUACCGGUCGAGCGCAAAUCCGCCGCUCACAAACGCCAUGAGCAGAAGGUGGAGGCACGUCAGGAAGGCAAGGAAGGCAAAGAAAGUCUGACUAUGCGAACAGCCGUGAAGACCUAA